This is a messenger RNA of Toxorhynchites rutilus septentrionalis, 5325 nucleotides long. RefSeq lists its product as uncharacterized. NCBI's taxonomy places the organism in Eukaryota, Metazoa, Arthropoda, Insecta, Diptera, Culicidae. The record is from RefSeq and is a predicted model, not a curated record. The coding region runs from base 1 to 5325 and encodes 1774 amino acids. The transcript has a single exon. Gene Ontology annotation, molecular function: nucleic acid binding; zinc ion binding. Gene Ontology annotation, biological process: DNA integration.
AUGACUGAGAAAAAAAUAAAAGAAAGGGUCAAAAAGCGGGAGCGGAUUAUCGCUUCUUUAAAGCGACAUGCUCAAUUUCUAGAGGAUUUUGAUCCAAAUACGCAUACGGGGGAAGUCCAAUCGAGGUUGGACAAAAUUGAGGCAAAAUUCGAAGAAUUCGAGGAGGUGCAAGAGGAUAUCGCUGAGCUAGAUGAAAGGGGUGCUUAUGAGGAGGAUUGCAAUAAAGCUUAUUCCGAAUUCGAGAAGCUGUACUACGGGCUACGGGCUGCCUUGCAGGAAAAAUUACCGAGGGAAACAGAGGUUCCAGAUUUAAACAGUACUAUCGGGAGGAAUGGUCACACUGUAGGAGCACAUACUGGAGUACGACUGCCGCAGAUAUCAUUGCCGGAAUUCAACGGCGACUACAAAGGGUGGUUGUCGUUCAAAUCGACAUACGUGUCGCUGAUCCAUGAGUCAGGGGAGCUCAGUGACGUUCAAAAGUUCCAUUAUCUCAAGUCAGCGUUGAAGGGGGAAGCAGCUAAACUCAUCGAGUCACUCGCACUUACCAACGAUAACUAUCCCAUCGCAUGGGAUACGAUUACGAAGCGGUACUCUAAUGAGUAUCUGCUGAAGAAAAGGCAUCUUCAAGCGCUAAUGGAGUACCCAAAGGUAGAGAGGGGAUCGUCAUCGGCAAUUCAUACAUUGGUCGAUGAAUUCGAACAGCGGCUAAAGAUCCUGAAACAACUAGGAGAGAAGACGGAACAUUGGGGUGCAAUGAUAGUGCACUGGAUGUGUUCCAAAUUGGACAUGAAGACGCUCCAGUUAUGGGAGGAUCACGCGGCUUCAACAAAGGAUCCGUCAUUCACGAUACUGGUGAAUUUCCUAGAGAAGCGAACAAGGGUAUUGGAAGCGGUUUCAUCGAACGUCGAAUUGAAAGGUCAUUCGCUGCAGAGGGUGGAAGUUAGACGUCAGAGAGUAGUAGCUCAUUCCGCUACCGACAAUGAGAAGAAUGGUUCAGUCUGCUGUUGUUGUGGGGACUCGCACUACUUGGGUCGAUGUGGCAAGUUCAGUAGAAUGACACUGAAAGAAAAAUUGCAGUUCGUGAACGGCAAACGGUUGUGUAGCAACUGCUUAAAGUCUGGGCAUUGGGUGCGUGAUUGCAGUUCAAAAUUCAGUUGUCGAGACUGUGGAAAGAAACACAAUUCACUGAUCCAUCCAGGAUUUCCUACGAGCAGUGGUAGUAUCGGUAACAAUGUUAACCCGCUUGGCAAAUCGGAGAAUAAACGAAACGACAAUACGAUAGCAACAAAUUUAGCGACCAACGAGGAUGAGUCUGAGAAUGAGGAAGAGGGAAUUGACGAUCAAGGUACGGUUGGAGCAUACAACGUAGGGACCAAAGGUGGUAAUAUCACUAGCGUAUUUUUGUCUACCGUUGUUCUGGUCAUACGGGAUCAACACGGAGGGAAACAUUUAGCCCGAGCAUUGCUUGACAGCGGCUCGCAAGCAAACAUUUUGAGUGAAAGACUCUGUCAGACACUCGGCCUGAAACGACGCACGAUAAACGUACCAAUUAGUGGAAUUGGUCAUUCCGAAACACGAGCAAGAUUCUUGGUGACCACAACUAUCAGUUCUAGGGUACAGGAUUUCUCAAUGGGCAUGGAAUUUCUGGUUCUUCAGAAGGUUACGUCAGAACUGCCAUCGGCACACAUACCGGUGGCACAUUGGAGGAUUCCAAAUGGAAUACAAUUGGCUGAUCCGAACUUCAAUGUCAGUAAUCGGAUCGAUAUUUUGAUUGGAGCGGAGCACUUCUAUCGGUUCCUUUUCGAGAGUGGGAUGAAACAGAUUACAUUAGGGCCAGGAUUGCCGAUGCUUAUAAACUCCGUAUUCGGUUGGAUUGUAACGGGAAAGGUUUCAGAUGCGCAGAGUAAGGUGGUUAAUUGCUGUUUAGCGACAGCAUCGGAUAAUUUGGAGAUCCAACUACAGAAGUUUUGGGAAAUCGAGAGCAUCGAAGAUCGACUGGCUUGGUCAAAAGAGGAGCAAGACAGCGAAGAUCAUUUUUCAACAACAUUCAGUCGCACAAGGGACGGUCGGUACGUCGUACGUUUACCGAAGCAGGUCAAUUUUGAUCAACUUUUGGGUAACUCUCGCACUAUGGCACUAUCACGAUUCAACAGGUUAGAAAAGCAAUUGGAACGGAAUCCGGAAAUGCGUUUGCAGUACAAUGCAUUUAUGCAAGAUUAUUUGGAUCUCGGACACAUGAGAGAGAUAACUGAAGAGGAGAUCCAUGAGGAGACAGCGGCAACGAGUGCUAAAAGGGUAUAUUACCUACCGCACCAUGCGGUAUUUAAAGAUUCCAGCACUACGACAAAGGUGCGCGUCGUAUUUGAUGGUUCGGCCAGCACGGAUAGUUGUUAUUCCCUGAACGACGCCCUUCUAAAGGGUCCUAUAAUUCAGGAUGUGCUCCUCAGCCUGCUCCUUCGGUUUCGUAAAUAUGAAGUAGCACUUGUUGGUGACACGGAAAAAAUGUACCGGCAAGUGCGUGUACACAAUGAUGACACCGGAUUACAGCGCAUCUUCUUCCGGUUCUCACCGGAUGAACCUAUACGAGUUUUUGAGUUGACAACAGUAACUUAUGGGUUGACGCCCUCGUCAUUUUUAGCGAUUCGCGCUCUUCAUCAACUUGCGGCGGAUGAAGGAGCAAGAUACCCAGAAGCUGCUAAAGCUAUAAUAAGAGAUUUUUACGUGGAUGAUUAUAUUGGUGGAGCAUCCAGCGUAGAUGAAGCCAUUCAGCUUCAAAAUGACCUUGAUACACUGAUGAAAAAAGGUGGAUUCACCUUACGCAAAUGGUGUUCCAAUAAGCCAGAAGUUCUAGCUGGCAUCUCGGUCGAACAUCUUGGGACUAAUUUAUCAGUUUCAUUCGAUAUAAGUCCCGAGGAAAAGGUGAAAGCUCUGGGAAUCACCUGGGAACCUUGGACGGACCAAUUAAGGUUCUACUAUUGCAUCACAGCAAGCGAGCAGGCAUGGACGAGAAGGAACAUUCUAUCGUCUAUAGCCAAGCUUUUUGACCCGUUGGGACUUAUCUCACCGGUGAUUAUUGUGGCAAAAAUGCUGAUGCAAGAGCUCGCUCUGCUCAACUCAGGAUGGGACUUGCCUGUUCCUGUCGACAUUGAAAGAAAGUGGAAGACGUUCCACUCCCAAUUGGACAAAAUUUCGGAGUUAAGGAUUAAUCGUUUCGCAUUCGUAUCCAAAUGGGUUGAUAUUCAGUUUCAUAGUUUUGCUGAUGCUUCUACCCUAGCCUACGGUACGUGUUUAUACGUACGGACGACAGAUGAAGCCGGGAACGUUAGAAUUGAAUUGUUAUCGUCCAAAUCACGUGUCGCUCCGCUGAAACGACUGACGUUACUUCGUCUUGAACUUUGCGCCGCCAAAGAGGCUGCUCUGUUGCAUUCGAAGGUAACUAAGGCUCUCUCAUUGGAAAACGUACGCACGGUAUUCUGGUCCGACAGUACAAUUGUGCUACAUUGGCUGAGAACUCCACCAAACUCAUUACAAACGUUUGUGGCUAACAGAGUAUCAAUGAUUCAAACCUACACCUACUCCCAUUCUUGGCGACAUGUAGCAGGAAAAGAAAACCCGGCUGACUUGGUAUCGCGUGGAAUGACUAUCGACGAUUUUCUGCAAAGCCAGUUGUGGAAGAAUGGACCCCCAUGGUUGCGAAAUAACACAGACGUGUGGCCUAACUCAGCCGAAGACCACAACAUUCCUGAUGAACAGUUGGAACUUCGUAAGGUUGUUCACAAGGUCACAGUGGAAGAACCACCUGAUGAGCUGUUCAGAUUACGAUCUUCAUUACCUCCUCUACUACGAAUUGUUGCUUAUUGUCUUCGUUUUGCUCAUCAUUGUCGAAACCCGAACGAUAGAAAGGAUUCAAUUAUUCUGUUUCCUGAUGAACUACAAUUAGCGAAGAUGGCGCUAACCCGCAUCGCACAAGCCGAACGAUUUCCAGACGAGAUCAAAUCUCUGCAACUACAACAACGAGUUGACCGGAAAUCAAACCUCAAGAGAUUAUUUCCAUUUCUCGACAAUUACGGAAUCCUCAGAGUUGGUGGACGUCUUCGUUUCUCUAAUGAAAGUUAUACGGCCAAGCAUCCCGCUGUUUUACCGGAUCAUCAUCCUUUCACGGAUAUGGUUAUACAGUUCUUCCAUUACCAAAACUUUCAUAGCGGUCCACAGCUAACAUUAUCUGAAAUACGUCAAGAGUUUUGGCCCGUACAUGGUAAGCGUGUCGUCAACGUCGUCCUUCGAAAAUGCAUUCGCUGUUUCCGAACUAAUCCAACGCCCAUCCAGCAACCCAUGGGACAGCUACCCGCUGGUCGCGUACGCCCAGGACGACCUUUCUUGAUAACUGGCGUUGAUUACUGUGGACCGUUUUAUUUGAAGCCAGCACGUCGAAACGCAGCUCCAACAAAAGUAUAUAUUGCGGUGUUCGUCUGCUUCACAACCAAGGCAAUGCACCUUGAGAUUGCUAGUGACUUGUCUACCAAUAGUUUCAUUUCGAUCUUGCGCCGAUUCAUCGGCUACCGUGGAAUGCCAGCCGAGAUACAUUCUGACAACGCCAAGAAUUUCUCUGGAGCCCGUAAUGAACUUAAAGAGCUACACGAAAUGCUGAAUAACCAGACUAGCUGUAAUGCCAUCUGCAACGAACUUUCUCAGAAAGGAAUUGAGUGGAAGUUUAUCCCACCUCGCGCUCCCAACUUCGGAGGAUUAUGGGAAGCUGCCGUUCGCUCCGUGAAAACUGCGUUGAAGAAAGAGAUCGGUCUUCAACAGCUCAGUUACGAUCACUUUACCACCCUCCUAGUUCAGAUAACCGCUACUUUAAACUCACGGCCUUUGUCGCCCCUAUCAGAUGACCCCACGGAAUUUGAAGCGCUAACCCCCGCGCAUUUCCUGAUUGGCUCAGCCAUGAAAGCUUUGCCCGAACCCAAUUUCAUUUCAAAACCCACAAACCGACUUGACCACUACCAGCAAACUCAGCAAAUGUUCCAGCGUUAUUGGCAACGAUGGAGCAAGCAAUACCUCACGCAGCUGCAAGUGGCAACGAAGAACCUGCCAAUGAACACCAUCCAAAUCGGAAGUAUUGCCGUGCUACGAGAGGACAACCUGCCACCGCUUUGUUGGCCUCUAGCGAGGAUCAUUGGAUUACAUCCAGGUUUGGACGGAGUCGUUCGAGUGGUGACGGUGAAAACGGCGACAGGAGUAUACAAACGUGCAGUCAAUCGCAUCUGUCCACUGCCUUUCGAUGAGUAUCAACGAACAAAGACGUCUACGGAACUGCCAACUAUUUGA